Messenger RNA from Acanthaster planci (crown-of-thorns starfish), 4854 nucleotides. Its product is annotated as nose resistant to fluoxetine protein 6-like. NCBI's taxonomy places the organism in Eukaryota, Metazoa, Echinodermata, Asteroidea, Valvatida, Acanthasteridae. Gene Ontology annotation, molecular function: acyltransferase activity, transferring groups other than amino-acyl groups. The record is from RefSeq and is a predicted model, not a curated record.
UCUCCAAAUCGCCUUUUUUAAAACCGAGUGACUUGAAUUCAACAAAUCGCCAUUUGUUAAAAAGGCGAUUUGUAGACUUCAAGUUAAUUGGACUAGCGCAGGUCCUACUUUAAAAUUAAUAUUCGUUUAACAUGACUAAAUGAGACAUAAACAUGAUUAACACUAGAUCUUCAAAUCUACAGUGCAAUUAUCCUUGAACUGUGCUUAUGUAAAAGUGAAUGAACAAUGACCAAGUCAGACGGAUUAGUCCUUCAGUGUUGAAGAAACUAAAGGAAUAAUGAGGAAUGUAAAAUUAAUUGAUAAAAUCCACUAUUUGCAGUGAGUUAAAUUGGGUCAUUUUCUGCAUCAGAUUUAUUUUUGUAAUGGACAUCACAGGCUUAACAUGUGACUUAAUAUCAGAGUUAUUUGUUUUGAGAUAAUGUACAUAUACUUAAACUAACUGUUAGCACGCAAUGUGUGCUAUGCUUGUUAUAGUGAGAUAAGAAAUCAGUGUUUGUCUGCUCUUGGAUCACACUGCUGACUUCUGGGUGUUCAGUAUUUCAAAGAUGCACUCUCUACAGUUCACAUCAUGUACAUUGUACAGUAAAGGCUUUUCAUGGAUUGAUGAUUUGUUUUUCAUGAAAAGACAUGCAGGUAUUUCUAGUUUUUAGCACCUCUUUUCGUAAAAUUAUGACAAAAUGAUGAGGACAAGUGUACCAAAACUUGGACUGAAAGUAAACCAUAAACUCUCUGUUUAUAAAUUCUUCAUAAUUAGACUCUGAGCUGUGCACUAGUCAAAUGUCAGAGCUCAGUUGAAAUUCUGAAUACAUUUUCACCAAUUUACAUCAACAGCAAGUGAAACCAAGUUAUUUAAAUUUCCAGUCCAUGAGAAGACAGAUGCAUCUAUGCCAGUCUGUCUGUCUUUAUGUACUCUAAUGAAAGUACUUGCUUUUUUUGCCUUGCAGAAAUUCACUAUCAUUUACAUCUGAAGUGUCCUACUACUGAAAAGUUAUAGUUGGGACAUACAUUGCCAUUCAAAGGAAUUAGCGUCGCAGCAGCUUAAAAACAUCAAAGUCUACCCGGGUACUGACUACAUGUUGCUAUACUAAUAAAUAAAUUCAUAUCUGUUACUAUGGCAACUCAUUUGAUGAUUGUAUUGGGAGUGGUGGUCGUAAGCCUCAUGUGCCUCCCAGCCAUCACAGCUAACCUUCAGUUCAAAGAUGUGAUGUACAAAUCCAGAGAAUCUCCGUUUCAUGAUUUGACUUCGAUGAGUCACAAAGUGUCGCCUCAGUGCCGUGCUGAGGUGGACCGACUUCUCCAAGGUAACCUAAAGACUCUGGCGGAGGAUGUUGUACUUGCUCUUGAUGCAUUUGGCAAGCCUCCUGCUGGAAUUCUUCAAUUGAACACAGCCUGGCUAGGACACUACGAUGAAUGUGUGGCCAUAGAAGGAUUCAACUACUGCUUGACUGUGUUGUCUCUGAAUAUCACCAAACUAAUUCCAAAAUCGGGCAAUGCAUCAUCAUCAGGGCCGCUAGCGGGGUUGGCUGCCUUGAAACAAGUGAAUAUUUCUUGGGGAGUUUGUCCACCUGCCAACUGCAGUGAGAUGGAUGUCUUGUCGGUCCUCCAGGAUCUUUUGGAUGGCCUUAAUUUACUGGAGAGGUUUGGUAUACCUACUGAUGCACUGACAGAAGGGUCAGCAAUAUGCACCAAGCACCCAGCAAUACCAUAUAACACUGGAUUCAUCUUGACAGUAAUUCUUUGCUGUGCUAUUGCAUCCCUGAUGAUCAUUGGUGCCUUGUAUGAUGAAUACCUGAAGCUCCAACUCAAGAAGUCUCUCUAUGUGACACUGGUAGAAAGCCUCCUAACACCCUUCAAGUUGCUGGACGAUACAGACGAGGUUACUGAAGAAACUGAUGAUGUACCCUUACUUAAUGGUGUGGGAACUGAACACUCGAUAAACAGAGAGAGUAACUCUCCAAAGAAAGAGAGCUUGGCUGUCCGAUUUCUUCUGUGUUUUGCCCUGAACCGCAACCUGGCUAAACUGAUGGACGUGAAACAAGGGGAUAAAACCAUCAGUGCCCUCAAUGGUAUUCGGGUCAUCAGCAUGUCAUGGGUCAUCCUAGGUCACACCAUCGUAUUUGGUUUCCUGGCCAACAUCACACACAAUGCCCCAACUAUCAUCAGUUGGAUCAAAGAUCAUUUUGGCUUUCAAGCUGUGGCUAAUGCAUUCUUUGCUGUCGACUCCUUCUUUUUCUUGAGCGGGUUCUUGUUGGCGUACCUUACCUUUGGUCGUUUUCGGGAAUUAAGGACAGUCAAGACGUGGGCUCUCUUCUACUUCCAUCGCUAUUGGAGAUUGACCCCUCUUUUCGCUUUCGUCAUCUUGAUCUGGAUGUACAUACCACAGUUCUUUGGCGAGGGUCCAAUUUGGCAACAGAAUACCCUUAGACCAUUGUGCUCAUCGUAUUGGUGGAGUAGCUUACUGUAUAUCAGUAACUUCUACCCAACCACUUUCCUGAGUCAGUGUAUGGGCUGGACCUGGUACUUGGCCAAUGACAUGCAGUUCUUUGUCAUCAGUCCAUUGCUUCUAGUUCCAUUGUUCUACUUUCCUGUGUUUGGCUGGUUGAGUUUGAUUGCUACACUUCUGGCAUCAUUCAUUAGUACCGGUUUGAUCAUCGGUAUCUAUGACCUAAAAAUAGACAUACUGGACGUAUUGACGGGAAUGCAAAGUAAUGACUAUAUGUCCUUGGUGUAUGGCAAACCGUACUGCCGUAUCUCUCCUUACCUGGUCGGUAUUGGUCUAGGCUACAUCAUGCAUCGCAUUGGCAACCGCAAAGUGAAACUGAACCCAGCUUUGGCCCUGAUUGGUUGGCUAGCUGCUGCUGCCUUGGCGAUGAGUGUGGUAUAUGGAUUGUAUCCUAGUACCAAAUCACCAAUGUCUAGGCCGGCUUCUAUUGUCUAUGCCUCAGUCAGUCGUUUUGUCUGGGCGUUGUCCCUAGCUUGGGUGGUAUACGCAUGCAAGUAUGGAUAUGGAGGAUGGAUUAACAGUUUCCUGUCCUGGCAUUUCUGGGUACCUCUUAGCAGAGUCACCUUUUCUGCCUACUUGAUCCAUCCCAUCGUCAUUUUAGUGUUCUACGAUAAUUUUGCUAGCCCUUGGCACUUCUCAGUCUAUUUGACUGCUUUUUACUUUGCUGGCGUGGCAUCUAUCUCCUACUUCAUUGCCAUCUUCCUUGCGCUAGCCAUCGAGUACCCCUGCGCUAACCUGGAGAAGCUUUUCCUUCCGUCUCUACCAAGACCUAAGAAGGAGGAAGGUAGGCAGGUGACACAAGGUGAUGGAGUAGUCCAAGUGGUAAGGUCUCCACCUCCUGAAGAUGACGGUUUCCGAGCAAGAGGCCCUACCCAUGAAAAUUGAAUCACAAUUCCAGUAGGAUUCUAUGUCAAUAGCAGAUAAUGAGUCUCUCAGUUAGUGUACUAAUUGUGCUUCAAACCUUUGCUCUGGGAUUAUCUCCUUUGUUUUACUUAACCCAGGAGUAAAAUCAAGUCAUCUUAAGUCAGUCAUAGUCAAUUAACUGCCUCCAAAACAAUUGUUUGUUAUAUAUAUGGUCAUCCCUGUCUUUUCACUAUUCAUAAUCUGACUGGUAAUUAACUAAAUUUUACUUCUGAUUAGCUUGUGACAUUUGACCUGUGAUUGGCUUUGUCACAUUCGUGUUGUGGUAUGGAUACAUUUAUGGAUUGACAGACAGAAUAUUUCAUUCCAAGAGACAAGGCCGAAUGAAACAAAACCAAUUAUCCUGAAAGGAAACUAUUAUUUCCAUUCUGUGAAUAUGAAAAAUAAUUCUAAAAAACUCUUGAAUAUGUCCCAGAAAGACCCAGCUUGACUGUGGAAUAGAAGAUUCUAUUUUCAUGGAAUAGAACUUCUGUUUUUUGUGGUACAGUCCUAUUGUUUGUACAAAUAAUUCAGUGACAUGUGAUCGACGACUCACCAAUCAGGUGAGAGGGAUUUAUAAAGGCCUUAAUUAAAAUAGAUCAUUCAAGUUUCACCUUAUAAGAGCUGGGGGGGCGCCUUAACUUUUUUUUCAGGAGUUGAACCUUUAGGAGUUUUUAGAGUACAGGUCACUCCGUGUGGUCAUUUUGACACCAGUGUUGUGAAAAUUGAACAUACCAUUCUCGCACAGCACACAUUUUCCGAAUGUAUACUUUUCCACUGCAGUGCUCAAUGGACAUGGGCUGGCAUGCAUGUAACCUUGAAUUUAAAAUGACUGUGACAACAAAGCGGUCCAUUUGAUGUAAGAUCAAACGUCACAUUUGUAGUGAUAAGGAGUGUCUCUGCCAAAAAUCGAAUGAGGCACAGCCGAGUUCUUACUCUUAAGGGGUGAAAUCUGCCCCUGGCUGUGAGAUGGGCUAAAAUAACACUGCUCUUGUAGGGUAAAUCCUUCCUACUUUGUUCGAGUUUUAAAGAACACUGAAUAUUGUUGGAUUGAGUCUGGUCAGGGUUUCCUUUUUGGGGCAUUACAUAGAUUCAGGGUCCGAAUGUGUGACAUUUUUAUGUCCAUGUUACAUGCAACCUAUGUAAUUUGACCUGGAAAUACCAUUGAAAUUGACUCCAAGCUACAUUUAUUGUUUUGCAGAUAAUUCACACUACCAAAUCACGCUUAGAAAUUAAAGAAUGUGUUCUACAUGUAAAUGUAAAAAAAUCAUGUUGGAUCUGAUAGGGACACCAAAAAUUGGACUCCAAAUUUAUAGAAUGACCCUUUUACGCUUCACUUCAGUAUUCAUACCACAUUUUUAUUCUAAGGAAGGUGUAAAUGUAAUUUGUUGCCGUUCAUGUUACUCGUUGUUGCAUUUUCAUUGUUAAGAUUGAUGUUUUCAUUUUUCAAA